UACACAAAGGGCUGACCCACACCCGGCUGGGGCCACUCCAGCACAGCCAUCCCAUGGGGAGAGAUGGGGACGCAGUGCCCCUGUAGGGUCCAGCCCAUCCCCACGUCUGCCUGGGAAAGCGAUGCCUGGUGGGCUGAAAGAAAGGAAAGAAGCAGCGAGCCCUUUGUCUCGUCCUGUUAAUUCUUUUUGAGCAUUUUCUUACAAAUUCAGCCCCUAGCAGGAUUUUCACAAGCACUGCAGUGUUUGAGCAGCGUGGGGGCUGACAGCCACCUCUGCCUCUGUUCCUGAAUCUCUGGGGAAAAGAGAGCUCUGGAUUUAGUGGAAUAGCACUAAGGGUGUCUGAACAGCAGUGCCCCAGCACGGGGCGACAGGAGCGUGGCAGCAGAGCGGGCAGCGCCGUCCUCAGGCUGUGGGGCAGGAUUGGGGCCACCAGAUGGAGAGGGGCCGUCAGAGCACAGCCCCACGUGGCCCCAUAGAGCCUGAUGGGCUCCUCAUCUUUGCUGGAUCGAGCCCAGCUGAUGUGGAGUUCGCCCGCAUCUUCUGGAGCACAGCCGUGCUGCCGCCGCUGUUUGAGUCCUCCCUGGGUCCCACCAACCUGUCUCAUGAGGGACCUUCAUCCCCUGGGCAGACCCUGGCCCACAGAUGGACCCCAUCAGCAGCUGACAGCGUGCAGAAAGCCGAAGCAAAAGAAAAAUACCGUCAGCAGGCCAAGAAGAAAGAAGAAAUACUGGCUUUGCUGAGGAAACAGAGAGAAGAAAGAAUUGCGAAAGAGCUGAUUUCUCGUCCACAUAAACCAAAGAUGAAAAGCAACCAAGUAAGCAGGCAGAAGGCGUUUGAAGCAGAGCGUGAGGACCAAGAAGCAGUGAAGGCCCUCACAUAGUUCAGCCCAACUCUGGAGGUGACGACCUGCUCUGUUCAGGACUUCAGGCUGUGUACAUCCCUGCUUUGGUCACAUUUCUUGUUGUUCACAUUGAGACACAGCACGACUGCCAGCAGCUGGGAUGGGAUUGCAGCAGCUUCUCAACCUAGCCCAAAUUUCCCCGUUCUGCUGAAGUUAAAAUGAACUCUUAGUUUGGAAAACUUACUGAGCUGUGGUGCCCUGUUGUGCUGGUGGUGGUUUGGAAGCCCUCUCUCUUGCUCCCAUGUCAGAACUGCUUUGUGUCCUACAGCACUUUGUUCCCAGCUGGGUUCAUCUAUUGGAAGAGACCAAAUGCAAGCAGCAGAAUGUGCAUCCACCAGUAACUGCAGAAAACAUAAUGCUGCUGCUUUGUGGAUGUAUUCCAAUGCUUGCUUUCCUUCAGAGCCAGCACAGAAAUGUUUUCCAAUGGAUUCAGCAGACGUACAUCCUGACGUAGAUGAUUUCCUUUGUGUUGGGUGCUAUUCUGAGAACUCCUGAUGUACUGGUGGAGCUUUAAGACCAUGUCAAAGGCUCACGUUCAGCCCUAAACCCAGGCCGUGUCAGUUCAGGUGCUCAGUUAUUCCUUGUAUUAAAGGCAUUUCCAUAUGAUAAUAGUAA
Molecule: messenger RNA, 1516 nt
Organism: Phasianus colchicus (ring-necked pheasant)
Lineage: Eukaryota; Metazoa; Chordata; Aves; Galliformes; Phasianidae
Gene: HOATZ
Product: HOATZ cilia and flagella associated protein
Biological process (GO): cilium assembly
Source: RefSeq, a predicted model, not a curated record